AUGAAUUUGCCGUCAUCUGUAAUCAACAUCAAUCAUACAGUCAGUCAUUAUCUAUCUGAUGUAUUUGUGGGUACUUAUGGAAAUCUGUUCCGGCAAAUUACAACAGAUUUCUACUUACAAAGCGAAGGGAUCAUUUCAAACCACACGGUUGAAACCGAUAUUGAAUGCGCAUUAUUUUGCAUUCGUUUGGAAAACUGUUUAGGAUUUGGCUACAGGACAGGACGUGUUAAAAUAGAUGACGGAAUAAACUGUCAGCUCGUUGAAAGGCUUAAGCAAGACCACAUUCAUGAACAAAAUUAUGCUGAAUCGUGGACAUUUUUUCAGACUGUCAACGUAUAUGGGACAAAAGGAAUCCCUGGACGAUCUUGUGAAGAUAUUUUGAAGAAAAGAAGCGGCACAAACGAUAUUCGUGAUGGGAUAUACUGGAUGACUCUGGGAACAGCUAUCGAUCAACCAUUUCCAGUAUAUUGCGACAUGGAAAACGGCGGUUGGAUUCUUGUGUUCAAAACAAUUGCUGGCGAAAAUGGAACAAUCAACAAUAUUUGGAGUGAUUCUCUUACACGUGAAGAGUCUUCUCUUGACGCCUUGAAUAAAAAUAAUUCUUUCAAACGUCACUACAAAAACCGAAUGGUACAAGAUUGGGAAACGUUUAAUCCUACUGAGGUCCGUGUUGUGCUCUAUACCCAAACCAAGGAACAUGUCGUAUUAAAAUUUAAUGCCAGUGGCACAAACAAUAUGGACUGGUUUAGUAUUGACCGUCUACAAGAGCCUCCUUGGCAAGAUAUUUUCUCAUCUCCAAAGAACUUCUUCAGCAUAGAUGGGUCGUGUUCCAAGCAGGUUAAGCACCGUUGCCGUUCUUUUUUUAUCAAUAGCAUUUAUAAUCAUUGCCUCGGUGAUGCCGGCUGGUUAAUGAUUGGUGGUUCAACAGCCUGCCCUUGGGAAACGCGAUUUCCAGGAAACUCUUUUCAGUAUAGUAAGAGUGAAACCAAUGUGACCUGGAGAUCAUUAUGAUGAGGUUGGUACGGCUGAGGUGUUUGCUGUUUAUCUUCGUUAAAUACAAUAAUUUAAUAAUCAGCUACAGUUAGCUAUAAGCAUGCUAUCUUAGCGGCAGAAAUCCCAGAAUGUAUUACGAUUAUUUUAGCUAUACGAUAUAUGCGUUAUAGCUUUCAACUAUAAUAAUGAUAUUUAUCACUCUUGAGCCAUGGCGGUGCUGAUGGUAUAAUGCUCUGGGCCUCUGGCUUAUUGCAUUGACGACAUGAUAAUGGGAAAAUAUUGACUUUGGUUCCCAGACGUUGAACAUUU
Dendronephthya gigantea is the source of this 1302-nucleotide messenger RNA. RefSeq lists its product as uncharacterized. The record is from RefSeq and is a predicted model, not a curated record. NCBI's taxonomy places the organism in Eukaryota, Metazoa, Cnidaria, Anthozoa, Malacalcyonacea, Nephtheidae. Bases 1 to 1011 code for a protein of 336 amino acids. The transcript is spliced from 8 exons.